AAAUUAAACUCAUUGUAAUACCCUUAAAGGGACAUAACACUUUGACCAAUGGUAUGUUCCUGUGAGACUUGUUAUUUCAAUAGCGACCCCCUAAAUAUAUCAGAUAUUUUUAUUUUCUGUAAAUGAUGUGAUAACAUCCUGCCAUCAUCAGUGAGCAUGCUGUCCAGAGACGAGGAUGGAGCAUCACCAUCACCAUCCUCCUCCUCCUCCUCCUCCUCCAGCAGCAUCACAUGCCGCUGUACCUGCUCUCUCUCCUCCAACAUGGACCAGUGUUUGGCCCUCUGACGUCAGCCGUUACCGCCCUGCCUGCUGCCUGCUGCCUGCCUGCCUGCCUGCCUGCCUGCCUGCCUGCACCAUCGCUGCCUACAGAUGAUGAUGAUGAGGAUGAUGGAGGAGACGAUGGGAGAAGCGGCCUCGCCAUCAAUCCCAGGAGGAGGAAUUAAAGCACAACACGGACACUGAGAGAUUGAGAAGGAAAAAAAAAACCCAGAAAACUUUCGGAUGCUCCUUUCACAUCUGGCACACUGAAGAAGAAGAAGAAGAUGAUGCUGAUGCUGCGGCCAAACGCUUGCUGGGAGCGGCGCGCUGUGCCGCUGCUCCGGUCCGGGUGUUCCUCAGCUUGUUGGAGCUCCUGCGAUCUAGGGAACACAUCCACUGGGUAAAAUAACACCACCAGUUUUUCCACCGUUGGAUGUGACGCCCAGGGGUGCCUUUUUUUUCAAAGGGUGGAGCUGCGGUUUCUUUAAUAAUAAAUGAUGAGGAAUACGCGCGCGCGUCAGCAUCUAAUAGAAUAUAGAAUAUAGAAUUUAGAAUUGUGAUGUUGAUGUCUGACAGACGCUGAUACUCGCCUUGCUGUUUUGUCGUGUCUUGAACAAUGACACAGGUGAUGUUAUGUCACCGGAGGAGCCACAGAUAAGACACCGAGAUGGAGACUAACCUCCUCAUGUGAAGCGCCCUGCUGGUCGCCAUGCUCUCCAUGGAUAUGAGGCUUGUUUACGCAAUCCGACGCAGUGUUGCUAGUGAUUUUUUUUUUGGGAUGCUAUACACUCUCCAUGUGAUGUGAUGUGAUGGCCUUUUUUUUUUUUGGUGUUUCUGUGAAAUAUGCAUGGGGGGAUGAUGAAGAGGAGGUGAUGCUCUGAUUAUAAAAAAGGCGUACAAAUUUGGAGAAAGGCAUCAUGUCGAAAGUUGUGAGUAGCAAGGAGAAGAAAUCCUUCAGUAAGAAGCUGUUCCGGAGGAGCUCGGUGCGAUCUGUUGGGAGCUUUAUGAACAGAGUCCUCCGGACCUUGUCCACUCUGUCUCAUUUCGGUACCGACGAGCAGGCCAACGAGGACGAGAAGGACGACGCCAGCUCCGUGCCGACUUCCACCACUACCGGAGGAGGAGGCUCGGUUCCGUCCGACGACAGCGACUGCGGAGGGUUUCCCUUCGGCGACAAGGUGCCCGGUGUCGCCGGACUGAAGAACCACGGCAACACCUGCUUCAUGAACGCUAUCCUGCAGUGCCUGAGCAACACGGAGCUGUUCGCAGAGUACCUGGCUCUGGAGCAGUUCAAAGGCGCAGAGACGACGACGAGCAGCAGCAGCAACAACGACAAGGACAAGGCCAAGUCCCACGCCAACAACGGGGUGCUGGUGCAGAAGAAGAGCAGCCAGCAGCAGCAGCAGCAGCAGCAGCAGCUCCAGCAGCAGCAGCAGCAGCAGGAUGGAGGAGAGGUCACCGAGCAGCUGUCCGGACUGGUUCGAGCUCUGUGGACCUUCGAGUAUACACCUCAGCACAGCAGAGACUUCAAGAAUGUGGUGUCCAAGAGUGCCCUUCAGUUCAAGGGGAACUCCCAGCACGACGCCCAGGAAUUCCUCCUCUGGUUGCUGGAUAGAGUUCAUGAAGACCUCAACCAUAUCAUCCACCCUGACAUCAGACCUCCCAGGAAGCCUCCAGUAGAAGAGGAAAAUGCCCCUGAAGGAUCUCCACUACCAGCACCUGGCUCUUUUGUACAGGAGUUGUUUCAGGCACAAUACAGGUCUUCCCUGACCUGCCCUCACUGCCAGAAACAGAGCAACACCUUUGAUCCUUUCCUCUGCAUCUCACUGCCAAUACCGGUACCUCACACACGGCCGCUGUACGUGACAGUGGUGUACCAAGGAAAGUGUUCCCACUGCAUGAGAGUCGGGGUGGCGGUGCCUCUUUCUGGCACCGUGUCCAGGCUGAGACAAGCUGUGGCCCAAGAGACCAAAAUCCCUGCCCAACAGAUCGUCCUCACUGAAAUGUACUUUGACGGCUUUCAUCGCUCCUUCUGUGACGACGACGACGACCUUGAGAUCAUUCAGGAGAGCGACUCCAUCUUCGCUUUCGAGACACCUGAGCUAUUCAGACCGGAGCAGAUCCGCUCCAAGCGAGGCGGGAGCCCACAUGCAAAUCUCAACCAGAACAACCUAAAGUACAGCACAGAUAAUAACAGGAUAUCCACGCAAAUACAAGAGCCGACAACCCCGCCUCAGAGUCCCAAUAAGAACAGUGGACAGGUUGAGAAGAUUGUCCUGCUGGUGUGUAACAGAGCCUGCGCCGGACAGCAGGGACGCAGGUUUGGUAAUCCAUUUAUUCUGUAUUUGGAGCGCACAGUGACAUGGGAUGUACUUCAGAAAGAGAUCUUGGAGAAAAUGAGGCAUCUUUUGCGCCCUGGAGUCCUUGUGCAGGUAGGGCCCUUCACUCUGCGUGUGGUAGGAGUGGUUGGAAUCACAUAUCUCUUGCCUCAGGAGGAGCAGCCGCUCUGCCAUCCCUCUGUGGAGAGGGCAUUCAAGUCUUGCGGUCCUGGAGGGCCGCCUCACGUCAAAAUUGUUGUCGAAUGGGACAAGGAGACGAAAGACUAUCUGUUCAAAAGAACCGAGGAUGAAUACAUCCCAGAUGCUGAGAGCGUGCGUCAAGUAAAGGAGCAGCACCUGCAGCCUCAGACCUGCUCGCUCGCCCAGUGCUUUCAACUCUACACCAAAGAGGAACAGCUCGCUCCUGAUGAUGCGUGGCGUUGUCCCCACUGUAAGCAGCUCCAGCAGGGCAGCAUCAAGCUCAGUCUGUGGACCCUGCCGGACAUCCUCAUCCUCCACCUGAAACGCUUUAGACAGGACGGGGAUCGACGGAUGAAGAUGCAGAACAUGGUGAAGUUCCCGCUCACGGGCAUGGACAUGGCGCCCCAUAUGGUAAAGAGGAGCCAGAGCAGCUGGAGUCUCCCCUCCCACUGGUCACCGUGGAGACGGCCUUAUGGGAUGGGCCGUGACCCAGAGGACUACCUUUAUGACCUGUACGCAGUGUGUAACCAUCAUGGGACCAUGCAGGGAGGACAUUACACAGCUCACUGUAAGAACUCCAUAGAUGGACAGUGGUAUUGCUUUGAUGAUAGCGAUGUUCAGCCUAUAUCUGAAGAUGAGGUCUGCAAGCAGACUGGCUACAUUUUGUUUUAUCAAAGACGUGCCACAAUUCCCUCUUGGUCUGCCAACAGUUCUGUGGGAGGAUCCACCAGUUCCUCUUUGUGUGAGCACUGGAUCAGUCGGUUGAUGGGCAGCCGUCCACCCAGCCAAGCUUCAUCCGGUUCCUCCAGACGCACCUCACUGGCCUCCCUCUCUGAGUCGGCUGAGUUUGCUGCUGAACGGAGCGAGGAUGAUGGCUUAUCGAGUCGGCCAGCAGUAAGAGGCAUGCAAAGACAAACAUUCUCCUCCAGAUCUUCCAUCGCCAGCCCGCUGGUGCUCAGUGAAAAUGGCACUAAACCAUCCUGGUCCCACUCCGCUAAGCUCCAACUCCGUUCCAACUCUCCCUCACGCUUUUCCCUGGAAUCCCACUCAUCCUCCCCGACGCUGGAGAGGAUAGGAGAGGUGGUCGACACCAAGCUGUCGCCGAAGCCCGACAGAGCGUCGGGGGGCAAGUCGGCCCUUGCACCUUUGGAUGGUAACGCAGGCAGUAAGAGGCUGAUAGAGCAGGUUCACUCCAAGGCUGUGGCACAGGCGGAGCAGAAGAGCUCCACCCAGGCUGGGGACAACAACAAUGCAGUCACCGCUGCUGAACAGGUCAGCCCUCGACACGGGGCGGCUGCAAAGGACCCGAAACAAAGAAACGGGGCCGCAGAUAGCGCCGGUGUUAAAAGGAUCUCAGCAAGUCCCAAGAAGCGUCCUGCCACCUCCUCAACAUCCUCCAGCUCUCUGUCUCCUGCUUCCCCCGCUGUCGACAGGUUACAGUCUCGAACGCAGACCAAGGGUGCAGCGUCAGCAUCAUCCCCCAAGGACAAAAGCGACGGACCGCCUAAAACCAGCAAGGCUGGCUCCUCGAGAACAGCAACCCCCUCCAAGAAAGGGUCAUCCCAAACCCCGGAGGUGUUACAUCCUGACUCUGCCCAGCAGAGGAAGAGUGGUUCUCCGGGAUCACAAAGCUCGCACCCUCAAAGGAGGACGUCACCCAGAGGGGGAGGCGAGAAAAGCUCAGCUUCAGCAAGGACUAAAGCAGCAGACAGGAGCACUAGCCGCGAAUCCUCACGGACUAACGUGGUCUCAGAGAAGAAGGUGAACCACGGAGGGCCUCCCUCCAGGUCGAGUGGUGCGAGUAGGGAGGAGGGCAGGCCGGGCCGAGCUGCAGACAACAGGGCAGCGGGCCGGAGCUCGAGCAGUAGCUCCUCAAUGGCUAGUCUCCGAUCCUCGAGCGUUGGUGUUUCCUCUGCGAGCGCGGCCCCGCCGCCAACAAGGGGACCUCGAAGGAACAGUAAGACAGAGGACAAAGGUUUAUCCUUCUUCAAAACCGCUCUGAGGCCCAAAGACACUCGUAAGUCAGCCGAGGGCGGGAAAGCAGAGGCUAAAGCGAGUCCAGAGGACGGUGGCGGGGACGCAGCUAGAGAGGGAAUCCCACACGGAGCGAGCAAGAAAGCCCAGAAUGCGGCUCCAGAGGCCCAGACUAACGGGACCACAGCCAAAGACAAGGAGUCCUCUAAGGCGUCCGCCGCAGCUAAGCACUCACUGCUGCCCUCCACAAAGUCCAAGCUCUCCGGAGCAGAAACGACCACCCAGUCCUCCGCCAACGCAAAAGACCCUCCGAAGAAAGAGCCUGCUAAAAAGACAAUGCAGUCCAGGAAGAUCCCCAUCAGCUCUACACAAACUAGCCAGAGGGCCAAGUGACAUUAUUUAAAAAGGCCCGAUAACAAUCUCUCUAGUGCAGCUCUGAGGUGUUUUAACCAUUGACAAACAUCUUUAAAGCACCUGUAGCUUUUCAGUGGUUACUGAAUACCAGCUGCCAUACCGGACACUCAACUGUCCCCGUUGUUAAAUAGUUAUUUAGGAAUGGAUUUUAACGAAGCACUUUGUAUGGAUUGCAUUGAUUUUGAGGAAAUAUUAUACCGUAUUGUAAAUAAGCAUGGACUGCACAUGUAUUGAAAUUAUUGCCUUGUUCUGUCUGUAGCAUAGUUGGGAGAAGUGCAUCUCAGUAGGAGGAGGUGAAAAUAAAAGUGACUUUGCACAAGAUGGAAAGAUAUAAUGGUGGAAAGAAACUUUUGAGAUACACGGACUACUGAAGUCACCAAAGCAAGUUUACUGGCAAUUUUUAACAUGCUGAUGCAGUGAAACACUGAAUUAUUUCCAAAAUCUUUAUGUACACUUAGCUCUCCGUCGAAUGUUGAGAGCGUCAAGAAACAUCAGUGCCUCAGAUAAUCAAAGUAUUUAAUCUGAAUUGUAUAACUGCAGGUGUUGGUAAAUUUAUAACUUGAUUUUAAUAUUUAUUAAACACUGAAAAUGUAAUUUCAAGUCAAACACGAUUAAGCCUAUUUAACCUGAACCGCUGUUUACAUAUGCUCCUCGAUGUAGUCAUAAACUUUCUUAAACAGCCUUUAAGAAGUCUUUUUGUGCAGCCAGAAUCGAGACGAGAGGCCCGAUGAGGGGGGGGGGAAGUGCAGGAAUGAAGCAUGUGUCGUUGGUGUUAAAUGUCUGGAGACGUCGGUUUGUAAUGGUUCUUAAAUGUUUUGUGUUUUAUUUACCAGUAAAUGACCCCUCAGACAAACCUCCCGCUGCCCUCCAGCUGCUGAUGCCAACACUUAAACCGCGGCGCCCAUGUUCCUCGUGGCGAUCAGCCCCUUCAGACUGCCAGACAUCUACAAACAUUCCUCUCAGAUGAACACAGGGUUAAUGUAAAAAGAAAAAAAGAAACUAUCCGCACACACAUUAAAAGACAGAUGUGUUGCCUUCAUUUGAAAACACCAUACAUGUACAUAUAGAGCAUUAUGGUAUGUUUGAGUAAGUCUGUCUUCACAUGUGACAUCACAGCUUGUGCACAUCUUUAGCUUGCAUCGCAGAGUAGAUCAACACCGAGCGCACCGACUGAGAAAAAGCGAUCACCCAUUCAUGAAGUAUACGACACGUUGUUGCAUGACAAAUUGCUUAUGCAUGCACUUAACUAUGCAAGCAGACUCUUGCUAAUUGCCCACACUGAGUAUGUAGAAGUGCUACUCUUGGAUGUGUAUAUAUUUCUAACUGUAUAUUUUUCCAAAAUGCCAGCAUCGGAGAGCAUGUUAAGGCAUCCUUUAUUAAAGCUUUGUUUGCACAUUUCUUCAAAGUAAUAGACAUUUUUGUAUGAAUGAUAAGUAUUGCUCAUUCACCCUCUCAAAGUAAAUCAUCUCACUUGCAAAUUAA
Molecule: messenger RNA, 6647 nt
Organism: Sebastes umbrosus (honeycomb rockfish)
Lineage: Eukaryota; Metazoa; Chordata; Actinopteri; Perciformes; Sebastidae
Product: ubiquitin carboxyl-terminal hydrolase 31-like
Exons: 16
Coding region: 1176-5144 (1322 amino acids)
Biological process (GO): protein deubiquitination
Molecular function (GO): cysteine-type deubiquitinase activity
Source: RefSeq, a predicted model, not a curated record